UUAAAGUCAGACUCCAGUGCAGCUGGGCCAGAACCGUGAGCUUCAGCAACGUCCGAGUCGCCUUCUCGGAGUGCACCUGCACAGCUCAGUGCCGCAGGGUCUGACCUAUCUUUCUCCACCCGCAUCCUUAGCACAGUCCUUGUGUUUAUACUUGGAAAGGUUUUUGAAACAUGAAUCCUUCACUCUUCUUGGCUGCCUUUUUCUUGGGAAUAGCCUCUGCUAUCCCUAAAUUUGACAAGAAUUUAGAUGCACAGUGGUACCAGUGGAAGGCUAAGUACAGGAGACUAUAUGGCGUGGAUGAAGAAGGAUGGAGGAGGGCAGUGUGGGAGAAGAAUAUGAAAAUGAUUGAAUUACACAAUGGGGAAUACAGUCAAGGGAAAUACGGCUUCACCAUGGCAAUGAAUGCCUUUGGUGACAUGACUAAUGAAGAAUUCAGACAAGUGAUGAAUGGCUUUCAAAACAGGAAGCACAAGAAGGGGAAAAUGUUCCGAGAACCUCUGUUUUUUAAGCCUCCCAAAUCUGUGGAUUGGAGAAAAAAAGGCUAUGUGACACCUGUGAAGAAUCAGGGUCAGUGUGGUUCUUGUUGGGCUUUUAGUUCAACUGGUGCUCUUGAAGGACAGAUGUUCCGGAAAACUGGUAAACUUAUCUCACUGAGUGAGCAGAACCUGGUGGACUGCUCUCAGCGUCAAGGCAAUCAUGGCUGCAGUGGUGGCCUGAUGAACUUUGCCUUUAACUAUGUUAAGGAGAAUGGAGGCCUGGACUCUGAAGUAUCUUAUCCAUAUGUGGCAAGGGAUGAAAAAUGUAAAUACAAGCCUGAGUAUUCUGUUGCUAAUGACACUGGUUUUGUGAACAUCCCUACUCAAGAGAAGGCUCUGAUGAAGGCGGUGGCUAUUAUAGGGCCCAUCUCUAUUGCCAUAGAUGCAAGCCAUAUAUCCAUCCAGUUCUAUAAAUCAGGUAUUUAUUAUGAACCAAACUGUAGCAGCAAAAACCUGGAUCAUGGUGUCCUGUUGAUUGGCUAUGGCUUUGAAGGAACAGAUUCAGAUGACAAUAAAUUUUGGUUCAUCAAGAACAGUUGGGGUAUAGAGUGGGGCUUGGAUGGCUGCAUAAAAAUAGCCAAAGACAAAAACAACCACUGUGGAAUUGCCUCAGCAGCCAGCUAUCCCACUGUGUGAGUUGCAGCCAGCAUCUGAUGGCCGGUGAGGAAGAAGGACUUAAGGAUACCAUGUCUGGGGAAUUUUACCUUAGAACUGGCUGAACCCUUAUUGUAUAAUAUAAAACACUUGAAUCAUUGAA
Otolemur garnettii (small-eared galago) is the source of this 1293-nucleotide messenger RNA. Its product is annotated as cathepsin L1. NCBI's taxonomy places the organism in Eukaryota, Metazoa, Chordata, Mammalia, Primates, Galagidae. Gene Ontology annotation, cellular component: lysosome. The transcript is spliced from 9 exons. Gene Ontology annotation, molecular function: cysteine-type endopeptidase activity. Gene Ontology annotation, biological process: immune response. The record is from RefSeq and is a predicted model, not a curated record. The coding region runs from base 171 to 1172 and encodes 333 amino acids.